CAUGGCGACAACAGCUCAGUAUAUUCCGCGGAAUAACUCAUUGCCUUCGAACCCACUAAUGCAUCCGGAUUCGGACAGGAUGCAUCAGGGAACGACUUACAGAGAGGUGCAGAAAAUGAUGCACCACGAGUACUUACAAGGGCUAGCGACCAACACGGGACAUCCGAUGAGCCUGACGCACCAUCAGUGGCUGCCAACCUCCAACACCGACUGGACCAGCGGCACCCACAUCGGACAACCGGAGCACAACAAAGCCAGCGUUCAGAGCAGAGAAGACCUAGGGAACGGCUAUCACAGAUCGCACUUGGUCCACCAGGCAACGCAGAACAGCCACCAUGGAUCAUGGGCACCGACCACAACGCACCAUUUAUCCCCACUCUCUCCCGCCUCCAACGGUCACCAGUCGCUGGUGUACUCUCAGACGGGCUAUACUAUGUUAAGCCCCCAGCCUUCACUGCACCAUGGCUUGCGGGACCCGCUCCACGACGACGCGGGUAGCCAUGACAACCAGAUGGAGUCUCCUCAGCAGCCGUUCAGCCACCACCAGGACCACUCGGACGAGGACGCGCCCAGCUCCGACGACCUGGAGCAGUUCGCCAAACAGUUCAAGCAGAGGCGCAUUAAACUUGGUUUUACGCAGGCGGACGUGGGCUUAGCGCUAGGCACCCUCUACGGAAACGUCUUUUCCCAGACCACCAUCUGUAGAUUCGAGGCUCUUCAGCUCAGUUUCAAGAACAUGUGCAAACUUAAACCUCUGCUUAACAAAUGGCUCGAGGAGACAGAUUCGAACACCGGCAGCCCCACGAAUUUGGACAAAAUUGCAGCACAGGGCCGGAAACGCAAGAAGAGGACCUCCAUCGAAGUAGGAGUGAAAGGGGCAUUGGAAAACCAUUUUUUAAAGUGCCCCAAGCCCUCCGCCCACGAAAUCACCACUUUAGCUGGCACUCUGCAGCUGGAAAAAGAAGUUGUGCGUGUAUGGUUUUGCAACAGAAGACAGAAAGAGAAAAGAAUGACACCAGUGGGGGUCCCACAUCCUACCAUGGAGGACGUAUACUCACAAGCGGAGACACCCCCUCUUCACCACACACUACAGAGUCCUGUCCAGUGACUGCUAUCAUAAACAGUGUCAUUAUCUGAAAAGAGAAGCGGACAUUGGAUUUUGUUUAUCCCCCUUUGUUAUCCCAAGGUAUCAGAGACAGAAAGUUUGGGAAGAGUUCGUUGGCAGUGACCGGAGAUGCAACGGCAGCAUAAUGGGACGUCACUAAUUCUCAAUAACUUAAAAAUGCAUUCAUUACUGAGUCAGCUUCAUGUGCAUUUAUGAAAUCAGUACCUAUGUUUACGAAAAUGCUAUCAUUUGUGCCAUUCUGGAAAAAGUCGACUAUUUCACCUCCGAUCAAAGGGAGCUAUAAGCCACAAAAAGAGCUAUGUCUCCCGGUCUCCCAGGAUGGGUUCGCCUGUCUUGCUGUUUGUCUAAUGUAAAUCAACAAAGGAGAGUGGACAGUGAUGCUUCUUUUAUUAAAGCGAUUAACCAGAAUAAUUAUUACAAUGAUUUAUCUGAUAUUACUUGCGAUGUUUACUUUAUUUGGGAUGUUUUAAGGUUAAAAUCUAACAUUAAGUGCAAAACUGUCUGUCGAGUAUUUCACUUUAAUUUAAGACUGACUGACAGACAGAUGAAAUUCUUGAUGAAAAAGGCACUUGGUGAAAACCUCUCAUUCAAACAAGUGCACCAGGAACUGUUUACAGUUAUCACUCCUUAGCACCUGAUAUCGUCUAAAGAUGUAGAGACGUUAAAACGGCAACGUGGAAUUCUGGUUUCUGGUAUAAUUUGUCCCUCUUUGCAUGAGGCACUUGUUAUUGAGUUAUUAAUAUGAUUUUAUCUCUUGAUUAUUCAAGUAUUUUUGUCCGAGGUACGCCAUUAAUGCUUUACUUGUUUACAGCGUAAUUUUGAAUCGGCACUAUUCCAGCAAGUCUGCUUCAGCUAAACUAAUGAGAGUGAUGUGUCAAAAACGAAACGGAAAGAAAUAUCUCAGGUAAUUUUCAAUGCCCAAAUAUCGUGCUGUACUCUUGGUUCUUCUUGAAUAUUGGCUAGGUUUUGACACUCUCCAAGUCAGCUGUGCCCGUUAGUUUAUGUUAAUUACAUUUUGCAUCCUACUCAUGAUUUUGGACACAGAUAAAAGUAGUCGAUAUUAUAGUGAAUAAAGGGUGUUUUUGGAACUUCUUUUCAAGAUUGGGGUAAAAAUGGGAGGCUGAUAACGUUCUACGUUUCGUGUCGUUUCUCAAGGUCUGGCAUUUUUCAUUGAACAGCAGGUGUUCAUUUCUGCAGUGUUAUUUGAAACAGUGUGAAUAUCAACUUUUUCCAAAAAAAUAAAUAAAAAAAAAAUUUAAAAAAAAAA
Messenger RNA from Myxocyprinus asiaticus (Chinese sucker), 2393 nucleotides. Its product is annotated as POU domain, class 3, transcription factor 1. Gene Ontology annotation, biological process: brain development; regulation of transcription by RNA polymerase II. The record is from RefSeq and is a predicted model, not a curated record. Bases 2 to 1108 code for a protein of 368 amino acids. The transcript has a single exon. Gene Ontology annotation, molecular function: RNA polymerase II cis-regulatory region sequence-specific DNA binding; DNA-binding transcription factor activity, RNA polymerase II-specific. NCBI's taxonomy places the organism in Eukaryota, Metazoa, Chordata, Actinopteri, Cypriniformes, Catostomidae. Gene Ontology annotation, cellular component: nucleus.